CUGCUUUCUCUCUUAAGGCCUUUUUUUUGUUCAUCCGGAAUACUCUAAGCCAGGCCAGAACAUUGUCUCAGCAAUCACACAUUCUCUUUUGCACUCAAGUCGUUUCGAUAUAGCUCAUCGGCUCUGUUGGAUAUGCAACGAAAUUUAUUUGUCUAGGCCAAUGCUACAAUACAGUGCAAGCUUUUCGGUUUAAGCAUCACUUCAAGUGACAAUCAACGGACCGCGUUCGAAGACCAGCUUCGGGGCCUGAUACUCAGCUCGCGCCUCUCCAAAGCUGGGCUUGGCGCGCAUUUCUAUCAGCGCCCUCUAGCAUGCAAUUGCCGCCGUCCCGACCCAGUUGGGCGCUGCAUCGAGUUUUUUGGACUCUUCUUAUUGGCGUAUUCCUAACCGUUGCUUAUCGUCGGUUUCUUCUAGAUGCACCCGAUCCAUAUCGUUGUCAUGCACUAUUAAACGAGGGUGGAUGGCUCGAUCCGCCAAAUCAGCAUUUUCUUGAUCGGCCCUUUCAGCGAUGGCAGCCUCCGCGCUGCAUGCUACACGAGUACCAUGCCAGCGGCCUAGCUGGUUGCUUCAGGUCGCGAAGAGUCGUUAUUGCCGGAGAUUCCACAACCCGCCAGAUUUAUUGGGCCAUUGCAAAGAAACUGGAUCAUGAUCGGGCUAAUCGUGAAUUGUCCGAAGCGCCGAAACAGGAGGAUCUUAUGUUCAAGCACAAUGAGGUUGAACUGAACUUUGUCUGGGAUCCAUAUCUCAAUUCUUCGAGACUGCACAAUGAGCUGCUGCAAUAUCAAAAUGCGAAGGCUUCUUUGAGAGAGCCGGGAAAGGCAAAAAAGAAUCCUGCGCUGAUAAUUAUUGGUGGUGGACUAUGGUAUGCACGUUUCAUUCAGCAUAACCCGGUAGCUGAGUUUCAGACUGCCAUGGAGACGAUUGUCCCUAUGCUUGCGCUCCCUCCCCAACAAAGCAGUCAAUUUCCCCUUCUUCCGGGCGAGCACGGUUCGGAUGACCUAGUCUUCAUCAUGCCCGUCGAGACUCCCGUUUACGAGCAAUUGUCCCCUUCUCGUAUGAUCAGGGUGACUCCGGAAAAGAUUGAUGCAAUGAAUCAAUAUCUCUAUCAGCUCAGCAAGCGUCCCGGGUUAGAUGUUCUGUGGAGUUACCGUCUUAUGACCCAUGACGAACCAGAGACAUUAGGAGAGAGCGGGUUUCACGUUGUUGAAACCGUCGCCAACCGACGAGCAGAUGUCGUCCUCAACCUAAGAUGCAACGCCGGCGCUACCGCCAGAGGAAGGUAUCCGGUCGAUAGAACUUGCUGUAGCGGCUACAGACGACCCAAUUGGAUGCAAUCCAUCGCGUUGUUGGGAUUUCUUGGAUCUCUCGGACUGGUGUCACUUCUACAUGUUAUCUCAAACACAGGCUCAAAGGGCAACAAAACGGCUGCUUCAUCUCCUAUGCUUCGAUCGACCCUUGUCAUAUUAUUCACAGUACUUUACUGUUUCUUCGCUGAUCGAUCGCCUCUUUUCACGAAAUUGCAAAAAUUCUAUGCUCCGAGCGCAGCCCUCGUAUUAGGUGGCUUGAUGGUCUGCUUUGGCUUGUUCUCUAUUCGCCGGGUCCCAGCAGACGGAAUCACAUCCGCCAUGCAGAAGCGUACUCUUCAACGAACGUUUCUCCCUAGAGCGGUAGCUGAUGAGUGGAAAGGCUGGGUUGUUGCGAUUGUGCUCGUCUAUCGCCUGACCGAGGCGUGGAAGGUGAUCUGGGUCUAUGAAGCCGUCCGCCUAAUUAUGGGAUCUUACUUGUUUCUCCUCAGUUUCGAACACUCGGUCUAUUUUCUUUCCACGAGGGACUAUUCUCUGCGCAGAGUUGGGUCGGUGCUUUUUCGUCUCAACUUCUUCAAUGUCGUCUUACCUUUCAUCAUGAGGACCGACUACCUCUACUAUCCAUUUGCACCUCUCCUCAGCUUCUGGUUCGUUGCCAUCUUCAUUAUACUGCGGUCGGGCUCCUCCUUCAAUGAGCAUGUCCCAAUUUUGCUGGCAAAAAUAUUAUUCUUUGGCACGCUUUUCACCAUAUCCAUCACAUUUGCCGGCCCGCUCAACGUUGUCUCCACCGUCUUAAAGUACACCUGCCGCAUCUCUUGGAAGACGGAAAGAUUCCGCCUACGGCUAGGCCUAGACUUGUUCGUCGCCUAUGCCGGCAUGAUUACAGCAAUCAUCUAUGUUCGGCUCACAAGGACACCAAAACACUUGAUACAAGGUCGCGAGAGGAGAUUGCAUAACAUCAUCCGGCAUCACUUUGAACAAAUUCGAGCCUUUUUCAUUCUAUUGGCCGUCAACCUUCUCAUCAUUUGCGGCAUCGUCAUUUACGUUGGUCCUAACACAGAAGACUACAAUACAUGGAUGAGGUGGUUUUCAUUCAUCCCAGCAAUCUGUUUUGCUAUUCUACGCAACGCAGAUCGCCGUCUGCGCAACAUGCACUCUACUGUUUUUGCCUGGUUGGGUCGCUGCUCCGUCGAAAUUUUCACCUUACAUUAUCAUAUCUGGAUGGCUGGAGAUGGCAAAGGCGUCUUGGGAAUAGGUUUAUUCGGCCCCAAUUACGGGUGGAGUAAUAAUGGCCGAUGGGAAGAAUUUGCUGUCGUUACGGUACUCUUUUUAUGCUUGUGUGGAUCCGUUUCGCACGCCAUAUCCGCAGUUACCUCGUCAUUUAUUGGCCUUUGCGGAAAGGACGAGCGCGACGUUUCCAUUGAUCCUACGGGGGUUAGUGAAGUCCGCACAGGACUGUACGGCUACGAAGCGGACUUGAACGGCAAGCAACCAAAAGACUUGCCUCUGACACAAAAUUUCGAAGUCAAUGGCUCCUUCUCCGCCAUCUUGGCUAAUGGUAAUGGUCAUGGUAACGGUCUCUUAUCGCCACCAUUACCGCCUUCCAGAAGAAAAGGCAUCCUGAGAAAAUUUCUGCCAAGUAAACUCAAGACAAGAUUAAUAACUUGUCUGGUGGUAAUGUGGAUAUGUAACUUGUUCUACAAUUGAGAAAUAUACCCCAAUAUCCAGGUUUCUUUUCUCCUUUCAUACUGCCAUCCUGCCACAUCUAGAUUGGCAUUCUCCC
Molecule: messenger RNA, 3087 nt
Organism: Xylona heveae TC161
Lineage: Eukaryota; Fungi; Ascomycota; Xylonomycetes; Xylonales; Xylonaceae
Product: Cas1p-domain-containing protein
Exons: 4
Coding region: 312-3011 (899 amino acids)
Source: RefSeq, a predicted model, not a curated record